Messenger RNA from Paramormyrops kingsleyae, 2615 nucleotides. RefSeq names its product adenosylhomocysteinase-like 1 (gene ahcyl1). Lineage: Eukaryota; Metazoa; Chordata; Actinopteri; Osteoglossiformes; Mormyridae. Gene Ontology annotation, biological process: L-methionine cycle. Gene Ontology annotation, cellular component: cytosol. The record is from RefSeq and is a predicted model, not a curated record.
UACUGUCAUAGCGCGUCCAGACCGACGAGCGCCGAACCCGGUUCAGAUGGGACGGCUGUGGUGACGAUUCAAACAAUAAAAAAUAUAAAGAUAACACAGACUGAAAAUAAACAUUUAGCGGAGAAUAUAUUCUGACUGCUCUAAACUGCCAAACAUAAUUCAUACCACGUAGACAGACAGUAUUACGCAAAGUGAGAAUCGGGAAGCCGAGCAGCCAUUCGCAACUGACAGGCAUCACUGAGCAGCAUCACCUUGGUCGACUAGUUUAUCGCGGAUACACGCAAGCAGCUGGGACAUGUCGGACUCUGCGGCAGACGCCAAGUUGGAAGUGAAGCAGGCAAGCAAAGAAGUGAAAGAGAGCGAGAAUGUCGCCGAGAGAUACUCGGCGAUGACCGUGAGCAAGAACACCGACGCGACCGUGGGUGACCUGUCCUCCGCCUUCGCGCCUGUCACGACGCACAAAGCCGUCAAGAAGCAGAUCCAGUUCGUAACUUCAGAGGAUAAGCAGGAAUUCAGCAAGUUUCCCACCAAGGCAGGACGACGCUCCCUUUCCCGAUCGAUCUCUCAGUCGUCAACAGACAGCUACAGCUCAGCGGCCUCCUACACGGACAGCUCAGACGAUGAAACAUCACCCCGGGACAAACCGCAGGUCAACUCCAAGGGCAGCAGUGACUUCUGUGUGAAGAACGUCAAGCAGGCAGAGUUCGGCCGGCGUGAGAUCGAGAUCGCGGAGCAAGACAUGUCUGCCCUGAUCUCCCUCAGGAAGAGAGCACAGGGAGAGAAGCCACUGGCCGGGGCUAAAAUCGUGGGCUGCACCCACAUCACUGCCCAGACGGCGGUCUUGAUCGAGACACUGGUAGCUCUGGGAGCUCAGUGCCGCUGGACUGCCUGCAACAUCUACUCCACACAGAAUGAGGUGGCAGCUGCCCUGUCUGAGGCAGGCGUGGCUGUGUUUGCGUGGAAGGGUGAGUCCGAAGCAGACUUCUGGUGGUGUAUCGACCGCUGCGUGGGCACAGAAGACUGGCAGCCCAAUAUGAUCCUGGAUGAUGGAGGAGACCUCACCCACUGGGUGUACAAGAAAUACCCAAAUGUCUUCAGGAAGAUCCGGGGCAUUGUGGAGGAGAGUGUCACUGGCGUUCACAGGUUGUACCAGCUGUCCAAGGCCGGGAAGCUGUGCGUUCCUGCCAUGAACGUGAACGACUCGGUGACCAAGCAGAAGUUUGACAACCUUUACUGCUGCAGGGAGUCUAUUCUGGAUGGAUUAAAAAGGACCACUGAUGUGAUGUUUGGUGGAAAACAGGUGGUAGUUUGCGGUUAUGGAGAGGUGGGGAAGGGCUGCUGUACGGCUCUGAAGGCCUUGGGCGCCAUAGUCUGUAUCACAGAGAUCGACCCUAUAUGUGCCCUGCAGGCCUGCAUGGAUGGUUACCGAGUUGUCAAGCUGAACGAGGUCAUUCGUCAGGUGGACAUGAUCAUUACUUGCACAGGGAACAAAAAUGUGGUGACCAGGGACCAACUUGACCGCAUGAGGAACGGCUGUAUUGUGUGCAACAUGGGUCACUCCAACACAGAGAUUGAUGUGGUCAGCCUGAGGACUCCAGAGCUCACCUGGGAGAGGGUUCGCUCCCAGGUAGACCACGUCAUCUGGCCUGAUGGCAAGAGGGUGGUCCUGCUGGCAGAGGGCCGGCUUCUGAACCUAAGCUGCUCUACGGUUCCCACAUUUGUUCUGUCGAUCACCGCGACAACGCAGGCAUUGGCCCUGAUUGAGCUGUACAAUGCACCAGAGGGUCGUUAUAAACAGGAUGUCUACCUGCUGCCCAAGAAAAUGGAUGAAUAUGUUGCCAGCUUACACCUGCCCACCUUCGAUGCCCACCUCACUGAACUUUCCGACGAGCAGGCCAAGUACUUGGGACUCAAUAAGAAUGGACCCUUUAAGCCCAACUACUACAGAUAUUAAUGUGCUUGGAUUCCACCCUCGUGAAAACAAAGCUCGGAACCUCUGGAAGAAGACCACAUGUUGUCAUGAUAGGAGAGAAAGAUAAUAUCAUCACAAUGAUUGUUGAGCUGUUUCACUUUCGCUUUUUUGUAAAAUUCAGCAAAGCACCUACCAUUAAUCUAGGGUACCAAAAACAAGCUGCAUGCCCCAAGAUACACAGCUGUGUAAAUAUAUCUGUAGAAUUACUAUGGGGAAUUCAAGCAUCACACAUACACAAAGAAAGUAAUCAAGAAUGAUCUCUUUUUAACAAUUUCACAUUUUUUAUCCCAGUUAUAAUUUCUUUAAAUAUUUUAAAUGCAUUGUAAGAUGAAGUUUAAUAUCAGUGUGAAAUGGUGUCAAAUGAGGAUUAGAGUUGCAGGGAGGAAAUGACUAGGCUAACCCUGUAUUCCAGUUAGUGCAGAUUUUGUUCAAACCAUAUUUCUGGCGUGCCUUUUUAUCUUUUUGUCCUUGUACUGCAUUUUAAGCCACUGAAUGAAAGCCAUUGAAAAUGAGCCUCAUUAUAAUGGCCAGCUGUCUUCUGUCCUUAUCUGCCAUGAACCAAUUUUUAAAUCGUGUAAUAAGAUCUCAUUGUAGGUCACUUGCCAAUAAAGGUUUACAAAUCGCAGACUUUUCUCAAGAACAA